AUGUUUAUACCAACUUGGAUAUUAUCUCUAUUAUUGUAUUUAUAUGUUACAAGUGAAUUAUAUUAUAACGAAAUUCAUGGCUUUGAAAUAGGUAAAACAGAUUUUAAACCAGAGUUGAAAGCGAAUCAUGGUCCGAAUUUUACUCAAAUUACAUGUCGUAUAAAUCAUCCGAAACCAAAUGCAGAAGUCUACUUGACAUGUCCUGCCUUAGGAGAAAGUACAACACAUGAAAAUUGUUACCAAGGCUGUCAACCGACCAAUCCUUGCACUCACUCAACACAGUAUCAGUCUGGAUGUGUACCACAUGACCAAACAGUAUUUUGUCAGAAAAUUGAAUUUCCUAAUGGUACUGUUGUAUUGAAUUUGAACGUGGAUCGAACUGACAAACGACUGGCAGGUUUAUGGUCUUGUACACAUGCUGGUCUGGAAAGUACCAGGUUUGAGAUAGAAUUAAAAAGUUAUUCAAUUAUGAAUGAAAUUAAUCCACUUUCAAAACCUGUGGUAAAACAAGAGAAACAUGACUCAGGUACAAAGAUUUUACGAAACACACACUCUAAUCAAAAUAAUUUGGUCAACAAUCAAUCAACAUCUUAUAUGAGAAAACCGGAAGUAUUAUUUACUAUACUAUCGAUAUUGAUUUUAUCAAUUCUUAUCAAUUUGGGAUUCUGCAUUCGAUGUUUACUAUUUCGUUCCUAUAUUGACGCAUCACAAGAAGGAUCAAGUAAAACAAGUUGCCUAGCUGCUUGUCUUUGCUUACCUGAUGAAAUGAGGAAGGGUUCACUAAUUAUGACGACACCAAUUCUACCUCGAGCAACUAUAACGCCGCAUAUGAAUCAUGUUAGAAUAAAUGGCUCAGAUCAUGGAGUACUUAAUUCGUCAUACAGCUUAUCUGCUAUACAAAAAAUCCCUUUACUCUACAAUGGUACAUCAUAUAAAGAGAAUCCACCUGGAAAUUACAUUCCAACAAAUUCAUUACCAGGUACUUUCAGAAAGAAUGGAUUGCAAAACAUGAGAAACAAUAGCAUACCACAACAACAAUUUGGAGGAUUAACGCAACCUCAAACUUUAGAUAUGGAGAAUACCAAUCUAACAACAUUUCCUAUGAUUGAUGACACAAAUAAGUUUGUUAGUUUCACACCAACAUACAUUCGAGCUCCAUCACUUAAUACUCCUUCACCAAAUCUUAAUCGUGACGUGGUGAACAAUUAUGGAUACUCACCACAAACUCCGGUACGUCAUUUUGGGCAGGGUGAAAUUCACUCAUUUCCGCAGUAUUUAAUACGAAUGCAGCAUCCGCAUGUCAUAUACGACGAUGUUGCUGGAGGAACAUCAAGUAUUGUAGGGUCAUUGGGUCAUAGCCCAAGUGGUAGCAUUAUAGACACUACAAGUUUGCAAACUCAUUUAGCUCAACUUCAAAAUAUCAAUGUAGCGAGACAAAAUAAUAUAUUACAACCAACUAAUUCAAGUUUCUCUAAUCUCAUGAACCUAUCCCCGGACUCUAAUAUUCAGGGUCAUUAUAUAUCACUCCAACCCUCAAUAAGCCAUAAAUUAGCAGACGAUAAGACUGCAACUUCGGUUACUUCAUCAGUUCCAGUAUCAGUGUCUACACCAACUUCACCUAAUUACUCAGGUCAAACCCGGUCAGAUACAUCUGUUAUCCCAAGUGUUUCCUCGUCAACGACUGGAAGUUCAACUAAUUCGCAACAAACAGUAACAUUGACCCAAGCUGAAAAAUCAUUAAAUACUAAUAUAUCAAAUAUAAAUCCACCUUCGACAUCUUCCCCAUCAAUUAGUUGACUUGUGGCAAACACAACAAACAACUGAUUCUUACUCACUUGGAUUUAAUAAUAAC
Molecule: messenger RNA, 1852 nt
Organism: Schistosoma intercalatum
Lineage: Eukaryota; Metazoa; Platyhelminthes; Trematoda; Strigeidida; Schistosomatidae
Source: the annotation of a GenBank genome assembly